Messenger RNA from Lachancea nothofagi CBS 11611, 1314 nucleotides. The record is from the annotation of a GenBank genome assembly. Lineage: Eukaryota; Fungi; Ascomycota; Saccharomycetes; Saccharomycetales; Saccharomycetaceae.
AUGAGUGUCUUGAAUAAAUCACUAAAAUCUAGAUGGUUUCCCAUCGCGAAAAUGCUAUUAGCGCCAUUUCAUAGACCUCUAAGGGCUAGUUGGUCCUCGGCGCCCUCUAAUGAACAUACAGUUGGCGUCAGGCCGAUUCUGAGUCGCAAGCCAUCAUCGCCGAGUGCUAUUCCUUUAGAGAAAAUAAUCUUGGGGUUGCCACGGCUAUUUCCAAGAUCCGUAGAACAAUCUGUACGCGAUUUUUGGGACUUCAAGAGGGAUUCUGGUGCUUUCCAAGAAGAGCUUUUGUCAUCGUUGCCGUUUUUCCCCAACGCUCGCGAUGGAAAAACUGCUAAGAUAUUAAGAACACCUAUAGAUGAUCAGGGCAACUACAUCAACGAAUUCUGCAUCAUGCCAACCAAUCCCAAUCGGGAGAAGCCAAUGAAGCACCUUAUUUUGAUUCAUGGAUACGGCGCAGGUUUGGGGUUUUUUUUAAAGAACCUUGAGAAGCUACCUCUGAUUAACGACAGCUGGUGUAUCCACGCUUUAGAUCUUCCGGGAUAUGGCUUUUCGUCUAGACCGCGGCUUCCCUUCCACUUUGCCAAGGAUUCUGCUGAGCAGGUAGAGCAGUGGUUCCAUACCAGAUUUCAGCGGUGGAUGAAAGCAAGAGGUUUAUUGGAAAAUCCACAUAAUAAUAUGUUGGUGGCACAUUCUAUGGGUGCCUACUUGGUGGCUCUUUACGCGAACAAGUUUCCCGGACACUUUCAAAAGUUAAUAAUGUGUUCUCCUGCUGGCGUAUGUCACUCUUCGCCGAAAUUAGGGAGAAAGCCACCUCCUUGGUGGUUUCAAAAGCUAUGGGAUAGAAAUAUAUCGCCCUUCUCAUUGGUAAGGAACACUAACAUCUUGGGGUCCAAACUAACCAGCGGCUGGUCUUACCGGAGGUUCGAACAACUGCUUCACGACAAGACUGCUGGUCUGCGACAGUGCGAGGCGCUGCACAGGUAUGCAUAUGCUAUUUUCAACCGCCCAGGUUCAGGUGAAUACUUUUUGGCCUUUGCGUUGAGAUGCGGAGGUGAUCCCAGAGUCUCUUUAGAGGAGCGAAUGUUUCACAAUGUCGAAAACCAAUUCAAGGCUAAAUGCGAUUGGCUUUGGCUCUACGGUGAUCAAGAUUGGAUUGAUGCUACGGGGGGAAUUCGCGCAUCGCAGUUUCUGAUGGAAAAAAUGGGCAGCAACAGUUUGGUUGAGAUCGUCAAGGACUCUGGCCAUCACCUUUAUCUUGAUAACUACCAACAUUUCAACAAUAUUCUGGAAAGGGAAAUGCACAAAUGGAAUUAA